AUAAAUAGUACUAACUCACUCUUUACUAUAACCACAAGUUAAGUAUUCAAGUUAAGUAUUCAACUCCUCAACAGAAGUGAUCACUUGGAUUCCAGCCUUUUCGUGGAAUGGAAAUCUUUCAGAGUGCCAAUGCGGUUCGGCUCAGGAGCAGUCACGGGAAGUACUUAACCGCCCAUGACGACGAAGAGUCUGUUACUCAAGGCCGUCAUGGUGACGCCAAGGCUGCGAGGUGGACAGUGGAAGUUCUCCCAGCUGAUUACACCAAUCACAAUAUAAUUCGGCUCAAGAGCUGUUAUAACAAGUAUCUCACGGCUGAUGAUCAGCCAUUCCUGUUUGGAAUGACGGGGCGAAAAGUUACUCAGACUGUACCGGACAGGCUGGACUCGUCUGUUGAAUGGGAGCCUUUUAGAGAUGGAAAGAAUCAGGUGAAGCUGAGAACUCGAUACGGUGAAUUUCUUCGGGCUAAUAGGGGGCUUCCUCCGUGGAGAAACUCUGUCACUCAUGACAUUCCUCGGAGGACUGCAACACAGGAUUGGAUUUUUUGGUACGUCGAAGUUGUGGAGACUGAUAUGUUAAAGCCAGAGAAGAAUUUGAUUCUUCACUCUGAUUCUUUCAGUUCUUCUGAAUCUAGCGUGCCUUCUACUCCUUCCAGUUUAUCCGGACCUGAGUCGGCUGAUUCACCUGCAAGUUUACCGCGAAAGAAAGGAGAUGGGAGGCUCAUAUAUUAUCAUGUUUGUAAUGAAUACGGGGAAGUGGAUGAAGAAUUGGAUGAGCUUGUGAUUACCUUUAGGGGGAAUGGGGUAAAUGAGUUAACUAAGAGGUUGGAGGAUGAGACUGGACUCACUGAUAUCACCGUGUGUUCGCGGAGUCCAUUAAAUGGGAAGCUUUACCCUCUCAGAUUACAGCUUCCUCCCAAUAACGUGACUAUGAAUGUUGUUGUAGUUCAAUCUUCUUUAAUAGUGGCUUAAAGCUUGGCAAAACGCGAAAGGCCUUAUAGGGUUAGAGUUAGUUUUUGCCAUUUCAACAAGACAUGGGGGAACUCCUGCUCUGCACAGGUGACAGCAGGCUUGUUCUCUGUGCUGGAAAUGGACGAUCAGUUUCAGAAGCUUCUAGCAACAUAUAUAAUUUGUGUAUGAGUCAAUUACUUAAACGAUGAAAAGUGAAGAGUGAAUAAUGGUGGAAGCUGUAUAUUUAAUCUUUCUGUAUGUUCAUGUUACGUUUUGAAUAGCAAAAACUUAUACUUGUCCUCA
This is a messenger RNA of Daucus carota subsp. sativus, 1250 nucleotides long. RefSeq lists its product as uncharacterized. NCBI's taxonomy places the organism in Eukaryota, Viridiplantae, Streptophyta, Magnoliopsida, Apiales, Apiaceae. The coding region runs from base 108 to 968 and encodes 286 amino acids. The transcript has 3 exons. The record is from RefSeq and is a predicted model, not a curated record.